Lethenteron reissneri (Far Eastern brook lamprey) is the source of this 5581-nucleotide messenger RNA. Its product is annotated as cytochrome P450 2F2-like. NCBI's taxonomy places the organism in Eukaryota, Metazoa, Chordata, Hyperoartia, Petromyzontiformes, Petromyzontidae. Gene Ontology annotation, molecular function: oxidoreductase activity, acting on paired donors, with incorporation or reduction of molecular oxygen, reduced flavin or flavoprotein as one donor, and incorporation of one atom of oxygen; iron ion binding; heme binding. Gene Ontology annotation, biological process: xenobiotic metabolic process. The record is from RefSeq and is a predicted model, not a curated record. Gene Ontology annotation, cellular component: cytoplasm; intracellular membrane-bounded organelle.
CAUGUUCACAGUUUGAGGACGUGCCUUCAAAUUAUUGGGACUGUGGUGCGCAGAAGUUGCUGGAUCUGGCAGACGUGAGAGGCGUUGUCGAGGAGCGGAGACAUCAGAUGCAUGAGCAGUGAUGAGUUACUCAUUAAGCCCCUUCUGACAAGCAAGCCAGGAUCGGGACUCAAGACAACUUUUGGUGCACCCUACUACUUGAGCUGUGCGUUCACUCUGCUGACUGCUCUACAACACAGAACGACAAGAUGGGGCAGCUGGCUGAUGAUGUCGCAACUUCGCCAGAAUGGAAAUCCUUGAUAAUGAGUCAAGUGCUGAUCAGCCUGGCCCUGAUCUGUAUGGUAUUCCUAACUGUACGGGCUGCCCUGCAAGUAGUGGGGUCAACAAUCUGCCCAGUGGGCUUCCCCCCUGGUCCUAAACCAUUACCGCUGCUGGGGAACAUCACUGUCUUAAGUUGCAAGAAUCCCCACAUUGGCAUGCAAGAAUUGGCCAAAAAAUAUGGAGAAGUCUGUACCAUAAUGUUGGGGAGAACGCCUGUUGUGUUGGUGAGCGGCUACCAGGCAGUCAAAGAGGUCCUGGUGAAUCGAGGUCACGAGUUUGCUGACCGACCAAUAACUCCCCUUUUUACUAAACUCACUCACAACAUUGGUAUCGCAUUAGCACCCUAUGGAGACGCAUGGAAGCAGCAGCGCCGAUUUGCUUUGUCAACAUUGCGCAAUUUUGGCUUCGGAAAGGCAACAAUAGUCGACAAAAUAUUGAUAGAAGCGAGGUAUCUAAUAGAGACUUUCAAACACGAAACCUCAGCGUUUGACCCUCACUUGAAUUUCAACAAUGCUGUGGGCAACAUAAUUUGCUCCCUCCUGAACGGGAUCCGAUAUGAUUAUAACAAUGAGCAGUUCCAAAAGCUUACACACCUCCUUGAGCAUCUCGUGCAGUUACAAGCAGAGCCGCUGGUAAUACUGUGUAAUGUAUUCCCAUUUCUGCUAAAGUUGCCUGGGCCAUGGCAGAAAGUAUUCCAUAUUCACACAAAGUUGCAAUGCUUGCUCAAGGAUAUAGUAUCUGAGCACCGUGCCACAAAAGAUCAACACAACCCCAGGGACCCGAUUGACUCAUAUCUAGCUCAGAUUGAUAAGGAGGACAAUCCCAACAGGAGCUUUACUGACCAGACCCUCAUUCUGAUAUUGAUGGAACUUUUCAUUGGUGGCAUGGAGACUACCUCCAACACACUACGCUGGGGCCUCCUCUUCAUGAUGAUGAACCCCGACAUUCAAGCCCGAUGUCAUGAGGAGAUUGACAGAGUUGUGGGAUCCGAGCGAUCGCCAUGUAUGAAGGACAGACGCAGCCUGCCCUACUUGGAUGCUGUGAUCCAUGAGAUACAGCGCUUUGGUAACAUUCUUCCAUUUGGAGUUUUGCACCCUACAUCUAAAGAUGUGCAGUUCAACGAAUACUUGUUUCCAAAGGGAACCCAUGUAAUGGUAAACCUCAUGUCUGCUUUUUACGAUGACAUCCACUGGAAAACACCACAUAAGUUUAACCCUGAUCAUUUCCUUGAUAAAGAUGGCCAGUGUAUCCAGUCGGAUGCUUUCCUGCCAUUCCCUGCUGGUCCCCGUGUCUGUUUGGGGGAAAGUUUAGCCAAGAUGGAGCUUUUCAUUUUCUUCACAUCUCUCUUGCAGCACUUUGAAUUUUACUGGCCCAACUCCGUCUCUCCUCCCACUUUAGCUGCCAAAUUCAGUACCACUCUAUCGCCACACCCCUAUAAAUUAGGGUUACGCAUACGCAACUCACCGUAGCUAAGACAAGAUUACGACCCAUAGACGUCUUAAUGUGUAAAACUAAACACCUUUUGUCUUAGCUUUGUACGGACUUUUUUGCAAAUCAUGGCAAUUGUCAUUAGGCCAUAUUGUAAUGCCCAGUUGCAGGAAGUCAAUUCAAAUUUAAAUGAUUGCAAUUAAUGUAAGUGAUAUGCAAUAUAAUCCUUUGCUUCAAUAAAUAUACGUAUUUUAGAACUUUAAUACAUCGACUAUACAGUUUUAAUAUUAAUUUCAGGAUUGGUCCCAGUUUCUCGUUUCCUGGAGUAAUGUCUCUGUAAACAUACUUACGUAAAAUCAUUACACUCACUAUAUCCAUAUACCAGCAUAGCCAUUACCUCAAAUAACUCACACUAUUAAUGAUAAAAUAAAAAACACUCAAUCCAAGUCUGAUUAAAGGAACCUUACUAUUGUGAGCUCUGAAUUAAACAAGAACAUAACCAUUGUCCUGUCAUCAUUCAACUCAUAAUCAUUCAACUGCUCACCUGCGAAGCUGACAGUGGUUAUGUUCAAGUGUGGUGGCAUUAAACAUAAAUAUUGUUGCUUCAUGUUUAAAUUUGAGGACCACUGGUUUGUAGAUGAGGACCCACUUGUGCAGCCACCGUAGAUUUUUCAUGCAGUGCAGGUUCGAGUAAUUCCUUGGUACUCAAUAAAAAUACAUCAUGGCACAAAGGUGGCAUAGGGUAAGGUAUCAGACAUUAUCCUGGCUUGUAUGACUCAAACAUUGUGUAAUGAUUAGCAUACUGGACUUGCAAUCCAGAGAACAAUGGUUUAAUUGGAUAUCAUGGCACAGCAGUGGAAGUAGUGCAGCCUCUGUCCACCCAGCAUCAUUAAUGGUUAUACCACAAUUAAGUUGAUCAGCUAGUAACAUGUGGUAGGGUAAACUGUGACUAGGCCCACCUCUUUAAGCACAUGGAAGAGUAGGCCAAAUACCCUCUGGAGUUCCCUCAAGUGUAGAGGUGUAUGCUAGCAAUUGCAGGCAUACUCUUUUAUUUUUCUUGAAAAACGAGGGGAAAUUUACCCAGUUUUGUCAGAUCUAACAAAGUUAGGGAAUCACCAGAUAAACCUAAAAAAAGUCACCAGAUAUCGCUAUUUUAACAUUUGAAAGUUGCCAAAAAUGUUGCCAAAAAUAUGUAACUUGAAUGAAUGAAAUUACUCAUAUUCUUAAAAUGUAUUUUGUUCGUAACAUGUGAACAUGAAUGAUGACGUAGAUAUAAAUUAAAUAUUGUAGUUCUGCAUUAAUGUCAGUCAAGUUGGCUACCUGCAUAGCUCCUCAGGCAGCUUUGAGCCAGCAGUCAACAUCGUUCUUUACCAGCACGUUAUCUUUAUUGCUGUUGUCCGCAUUUUAAAAAGUCACUAGACCAUAGUUAGUCAACCUGAUACUUUUUCAUCACUUCGGAAAACUCAAAAGUCACUAAACAUAGUAACACAAUUACUUGGUUUGCAACACUGACCUUAACACACGGAGACUUGGGCCAACCACUGGUACCUAAAGAUGACUUGUUGACCAAUUAAGAGUCUACAAGUGCUGUGCAAUUUAUGAGUUUGUGAUAGAUAGUGAGUGCAAUUCAUUACUAAAUUCCCAUUGGAAUUGAUUACGGAUUCCUGACUUUCGGAAUAAGUAACCGUUAAGAUCAUCUUUUGUAUAUUAACUGCUUGUGCAGAUGAUCCACAUGUGCAGACAGUGCUGCUGAGUGCGAGAGCGUGGGUAUGAAACUGGGUGAUAAUGUUUUGUUAUUGUUUCUGAUCAUCCUGUGUUGCGAAAUGCUAUUGUAGUGAGUCACUUCUGAGACACUAAGAGUAGGAGGCAACACACUUUUAUUCUACACUUAGACACUUGUUCACACACGGUAUAACUAUAAACGGGUCUGGACUGCCGGUUCGCUGCCUGACCCACGACGCCGGAGAUGAAGACGUAGCAUGACGGGUUCCAUUCCAACGACAGACAGCCCUGAUCCAGCCUCGGGACUUCCCUUUUAUGCCUCCCGGUGUGGCCUGGCUCCGCCCUCGGCCACCCCCCUUCUGGAACCCACCAAAAGAUUCUGGGCUAUACUCCACGUGUCCCCUCAGUCACCUUUGGCCCACAUCCCUUACCUCCGGUCUAUCACAUACCCUGUUAGCCGGCAGGGCUGCUAUGUCCUCAUAUCAACCAGCGCUACGCACCCGAGUGACCUAUUCCAUGGCAUUGCAUGUUCUGCUGGCAGAUCGGCUGUUACACCCUGCUCUGCUGGCAGAUCGGCUGUAACGCCCACAAUUCCCCUCUCUGUCAGAAACCAUCGCUAUGCGCCGUAGUGACCCAUUCUAUGUCACUACACAAUUAUGACUACCCUAUCAUAGUGUAGUGAGUCCAACUGAGUCACAGACGUUGUCUUGGGAGCAACACUAUUUAUUCAACCAACUUCAACAUAACAUAACACAACCCACACUCGGGUAUCGAAUGCCUGUCUAACCACCCUACGGCAGACCUAGACAUGGUGCGCUAUCCCGGCCCGGACCACAAGCUGGGUCCCAGACCGUAUGGCUAGAGGCUUCUUCUCCCCGACAUUGAUCUACAUCACCAACUACACGAAAGAACCCCAAGCUCCUCACGGGGCCCCCGUUAUAUCGCCCUGGGCUGGGCUGGUUCUGCCCUUCGUCCCGCCCACCUUCCAGAUCUCUCGAGCUCUUUCUCAAAGGCUCCCGAGAGCUCUUUUAGACCUCGUGACCGCCCAGCGGCCCCUGUCCACCGGUGGCCUCCCUCCAAUAUAAUUCGGUCACAUGUCAGCAGGUCAACCAGCGUAUCAUGCCCCAACGUAACCCUGGCUGGCUGACACUCCCUCUCGUUCCCUCACCGGGAACUCGCACAGCACACUGCUCGCUGUGCCUCCACACUGACGAGUGCUCCCCCAAGCCCGGCUAGGGCUGGUACUAUGCGUCAUAAGUGGGCUACACAUAAUGGCAACACAUUAUCCGCCGUGGCUUCGUAAGCCCGGCACCACACAGUGACAAUCACAGUCACUACAAUAGAAUGAUGUAAGCCACGUUUGACAACACUGUACAGCAAAGCAUUGCCCAUCGCUGGGGUUAUGUUCUUAAAAAUAGCCACAAUCGGCAAAUCCGUUAUCCGCAAACACAAAGAUAUAUAGGCUAACGAAGGUUUGGUUCAUGGUUUGGAAAACAUCCCCUCCUUUUGUUUUUAUAUUACCCAACGUCAACUAAAACAUUAAACAGGAAGUUUUUUGUAUUAAAUUUGAUUAAUAUUUUCUCGUGUUAAAUAUAACUUAUGCGGUAAAUUUAUAGAAUGAAAAAAAUUACGUAGCGUACCAUACACAUAUCUGUGUACAGUAAUGUACAUGACAGGACGAAAAAUCGUGCAGCUGAAUCCGACUGGAGGCCGGGAGCACGGGAACUGAUACCAGCAAACAAGAUGGAGAUACAAUGGCAUGUAGCAUCAUUGCUUGCAGUACAGUUACUAUGCACACAGGAAUCUCGCAGUGAACUACAUAUCCUCCAGCAACAGGGUCGCGAUUGGCGAACUGUUGCUCAAUACAUUUGGUGCAAAACCGAGAUAGCUUCACCCAUAAGAGGGAAGAAUAUGCAUUUUCUCAACACAUUCCUGCGGAGGGAGCCGAUAGGAACGUUGGGUUGCUCGGUCAAUGACCAGGGUCAACGGCGGCGUGGUGCAUUCCGCAAAUAUGCCCGACUGUGAGGGCGGGCACAAGCCGGCGUGAAUAGGUUAAACGUUGAGUUUUAUAAGGGCACCACGGGGUGACCAGCCCCUCCCCACCCAGCCC